UUUGACACUUGGGCUACGCGAACCGGUAAAAUCACAACACAACAACAACAACACAGCAAACAUCCAUAAACAGAACGCAUGUACGCCUGGGGUGCCAACAGCCAUGCCCAGCUGGGACUGGGCUACGCGACGGAACUAUGUGAAUCCCCGCAACCAUUGACCGGUGUGCCGUUUCGUGCCGGCGAUAUAGAAUGUGUCGCUGCCGGUGGUGGCCAUACGCUUGUAGCGACGGUCGAUGGAAGAUUGUAUGCUUGCGGAUGGAACAACCGAGGCCAGCUUGGUUUGGGACACGUGAAUGACUGUGUCCGGUUCGAGCCCGUCGGUGAGUUCGGGUUCAAGCGGCUGUACGCAGGAUGGGACUCAUCGGCAGGGAUAAGCGCAUCCGGAGACCUGUACGUAUGGGGAUCGAAUGUGUGGCAGCAGAUAGGAGAAGCAGGGGUUAAAAGUAUCCCAACACCCACACGGAUUGAGCUACCGGAAGGUGGACCUGUAGCGAAAGUUACCUUCGGUUUACAGUACAUGGCGGUGCUGAUGGAGAGCGGAAAGGUUUGGGUGUUGGGAAAAUGUAAGUUCCUAGCCGAUUACCCACUGGAAGUUGCAUCGAAGCUAACGAUUCGAUGUCUCUGGGAUAGAAGCUCCGUUCGUGAUGUGGUUAGUGGAGAUAAUCAUUUGGUGCUGCUAACUGGCGACCGUCGGAUCGAAUGCCUUGGCGACAAUAAACACGGCCAAUGGCUAGCUGACAAUAGCAUAUUGGAAGACGUUACAAAGCUUGAAUCUGGAUGGACCCACUCGGGAUGUCUGACCGUGAAUGGGACCGUGCAUCUGUGGGGAAGAAACAAUUACGGACAGCUUGGACGACCGGCCCCGACUGCUAGUUCCUCAGCUCCACAAAAGCUUCAACUAGAAACAGAACAAAUGGAGCUGAACGAUUUUAGUUUGGGAUCCCAGCACGGUGUAGCACUGACACGCGAUGGACGUGUGUACUGUUGGGGCUGGAACGAGCAUGGCAACUGUGGCACGGGAAGCACAGCGAAUGUAUUGGUUCCUACCCCGAUAGACAUCCCCGUGCCGGUGAGGAAGGUGAUCUGCGGUGCUGGUUAUACGAUGGCAUUCACCUAACACACACAUCAUUCAUCUCGCAAUGCAAUCGUUUCCAUCACCCACCAGUGCCAUCGACCCAUUUAUUAACGGGCUGAAAAACAAUGGCAAAGAAAUGGCAAUAAAAACGGGCACAAUUGGAAAAAGAGCCAAAAUAACCCACAAUUAACACGCUUACGGCGAAGGAAAGCAAGGAGCACAAUAGCAACAUGAUCCCAAUGAAUUGUUCCCUUUCUGUGCCUUAAUAGCCCCUGAAACGCCCCUGUUUCUUGAACGAACACCACACCCCGUGUCCACAUUACCGUUUUAUGGUUCAACCGUCCGUGUGUUUGGCGAAUUUUGGAGGAAACGGUGAGCACACACUCGCACACACACAAUAGGCAGAAGAAAAGCCAAUAUAGCAAAUAUUUGGAGAUUUGUUGAUCACUACCACACGGGCUGGUGUGUAUAUUAGGGGUAAUAAUAUUUGAAAAAAAAAAAACUGAUGAUGCCAAUUUUUCAGAAAAAGCACAACAACGGGCACGCCCCCAAAAUUUGACCCGGAGGAAGGCUUGUGCAUUUUCUUUCAUUUUACCUUGCUGGUAAAACUAAAAGUUAGCUAACUCCUUUUUCCGUUUUUCACCUAGAAUGUACCCACUGGAAGAAGCUGGAUGGUUCUGUACCUUUCUGACUACCCGCUAGAAGGUGCUAGAAGUAGGCCUUGGAAUUUUUGCAUACUCCACUCAGUAACAGGUAGCGCGUACCUCUAGGGGUCACCGUGGCGGGUAGGGUGUGCGAAGCGUGUUUUAAAUGCCAGUGUCACGGUGCAGAUCAGCAUCAUUCGUCUUGCGAUCGUUACACGAGCAACAUCAUCAUCUGUCUGUCGGCGUUCCGCUUGGCGUUCUGGUUGUGCUCGUUCAAUCUGCUCGUUUGCCGAUUAGAUGGGCCUUGGAAGCAGUGUCGAAGCCGUGCCAGUGUGUGAUAUAAAGAAAAGUUUGCCGUUAGUUUGUGCAGAGCAGGCGCGUCAGCAGUCCGAUUUAAGCAGUCAACGUGUUCAACCCGCCGCCACAACGAUGACGAAUGGCACUCUCUUUCAACCGCAGUACACGGAGGUGUUUUCCAGCCCCAUGGCAACGAGCACCGUGCCGACCGGUGGUAGUACCGGAUACGUCGAGUACAGCACGGCCCACAGUAACCACUGGCAGACCAUGGAGGCGCCUACCGUUCCGGCGACUUAUCAGCGACAAUCCCGCUCCCGUCAACGGCAUCUGAUGGUGGACUCUCGCCACCACAACUCCUUCGCCGACAGUGAAGCGGUAACGCAAGCGGCCGAUGCGUGCAUCAGUGAUAUACGCCGCGUGGAGGAAAACCUGCGCAUGGAGAGCAGGAUGUUGAAUGAGAACAACAACAUCCCGAUGGCGCGCUGCUCCACGCCGAGUCCGGCGUACUGUUUCCAUUGCGAUCACGACCAUCGGGAGCGUUGCUGUCUGUACGUUGGCGAUACGGCGGAAGAUGGACCGUACUAUUCGCGGUGGAAGCGCGACCUGGAGAAUCCGACCGUGCGGCCGCAGUACAUCCCGAAGAUUCCGGAGGCGGUGUCGGGCAACAGUACACCGUUCUGGUUCCCGGCCUAUACGUACACCAAGCCGGAAGCGAUUAAGCAGAAAAUGAUGGAGAAAAAUCCACCACCGCCAGCCGUUUGGAUGCGCCAGUUUUACUAUCCGGUCGUUGGCUACGGGCAUGAGUAUCAGCUGAUGAAUCAGGCCACCGUGGAACCGCCCACACCUUACCAGCAGUAUCUACAGCAACACCAGCAGGAAGUGUACCGGUUGUACCAUCAACAGCAGCAGCAACAACAACAGCAACGGGAAUCUUGUCGACAUGGCCGCGGCAAGUGUGAUGGAAUCGUGCCCGGAAUCGUUCCUCCGUACGUUCAGCAACCGUUCCAACCAACCCAGCUACCCGAUACCGUCGAUUACAGCCAGCAGAUACAUCAUCCAACGGCUUACUACUACCACGGAAGUUACUACAGCACUCCUUCCCAUCCGCAUCAGCAUCUUCCGCAGCAGCAUUACGCCACACCGAUUGCAUACGCACCGGUUCCAGUGUACCACGACGGGUAUCUGCAUCCAGCGCACUAUCCCCACAUCAGCUAUCCACCGGUGACCGCCAUGCCACCCCGGGAACCAACACCACCCUCACCGACCACCUCGUCCACACCGCUGUGGUUGCUGUUCUGCCAGAAGCUGUCCCGCAAGUUCCCCGAUCGUAGCAAAAAGUCUUCCCCGGCCAAGGGUGGCCAUCGAUCGCCAAGCAAAAACUUUGCCCACCAUCAUAUGCGCCACAAUCCGACCACGGUUGGGCCGACGCUUGGAGCUCCGAUCGCACCGACUACUACCGUUGCGCCCGAUUACUAUCCACCAAAGUACGCCACGAUUGAUCCGCAGAUGCAGUACCAUCAUCACCAGCAUCAUCGACAGGCAGUGGCAGCGCAGACCUACGGACGAGCGGUUGGCAUUACGCAGCAGGCAACGCCUUACUACGGACACGUGGCGCCUGCAACCACACCGAUCAACGAUGUCGCAAUGUACUACGUGCAACCGGCGACAGUUAACGCUUAACGGGAAUAAGGAGUUUGGACUGUAUUAUUGACAAAGAGCUAGAGGCUUUCUGAUCAUGUUUUAAGUAUUUAGAGAUAUUAUUAAACUAUUGUGAUUGGGGAUAAUUUAUGUAAAACAAUUUUGUAACACAAAAAAUGGACAAACGUAAUAAAACGAAUGAAGGGUAAA
Anopheles gambiae (African malaria mosquito) is the source of this 3866-nucleotide messenger RNA. Its product is annotated as secretion-regulating guanine nucleotide exchange factor. The record is from RefSeq and is a predicted model, not a curated record. The transcript is spliced from 3 exons. Bases 79 to 1119 code for a protein of 346 amino acids. Lineage: Eukaryota; Metazoa; Arthropoda; Insecta; Diptera; Culicidae.